Messenger RNA from Coccinella septempunctata (seven-spotted ladybird), 849 nucleotides. RefSeq lists its product as uncharacterized. The transcript has 3 exons. NCBI's taxonomy places the organism in Eukaryota, Metazoa, Arthropoda, Insecta, Coleoptera, Coccinellidae. The record is from RefSeq and is a predicted model, not a curated record. Bases 134 to 646 code for a protein of 170 amino acids.
ACACACGAGUUCCAAUAACUGUCAUGUUAUUCGAUCACGAAAUUUUUCUGAGUGACGCACUCAAUUUAAUUAUUUUUUUUGUGGACAAAAUCUCCAGUUACCCCAGUCAAAAUUUCGAAUAGAAAAAUUCAAGAUGGAGGAGAUAGAACCUUUAGUGGCCCCCAUUGCUAUAGGAGACACUUAUCAGCAACAACAAGAAACGAAGCCACAGGAAAAUGAAACAUUCAAUCCAUUUCUCCAGUCUCCUGCGGAUACUGAAGUUAUGAACAGUGAAGUUUCCGAAGAGGAGGAAACCUCUACACUGAAAUCUGAUGACCUAACAGAGAACGAAAUGCCAACGAAUUCAAAGAGUGAGAUUGAUCUGCACGAGGAGAAGACGGACAGAGUUUUGAUGAGAAACAUAUACAACAAUGUUAUUAGUAGUUUUGUAUUCCUCAUAUACAAGGUCAUUAUACCUUUUGGAGAAUACGUGCUGACGAAUUCAACCCUAUGGAUUAUUUUGAAAUCGACACUAGAAGUAUUACUGGAAAUGUUAUUAUACAUCAUUUUGGCGAUCUGUUAUGUCUUUCUCAAGUUCAUUUCACAAAUCGAGAAUAAAACUAAACCAAAGAAGAAUGAAGAUGAAGUAACAGUAAAGGCUAGUUAAAUCCAAAGAAAAUCAUUUAGGACACAACAUCUCAACGAGAUUCUGAGGGUAUCAUUUCAUAAGCUUUUUUGUGGUAUGUGCAAGAUAUAUAUUGUAUGUAUCGAAAGGUGAUAAGACAGAGUAGAUUUCAUGUUUGAAAUAUUUUUCCUUUGGAAUAUGUUCCAUGAACUGGACUGAUGUUUCAGGAUAUGUAGAAUAAAAAG